Molecule: messenger RNA, 3403 nt
Organism: Folsomia candida
Lineage: Eukaryota; Metazoa; Arthropoda; Collembola; Entomobryomorpha; Isotomidae
Exons: 3
Coding region: 100-3291 (1063 amino acids)
Molecular function (GO): GTP binding
Source: RefSeq, a predicted model, not a curated record
GUCACCGCUGUUAUUGAUAAGGCAUGUGAAAAUAGUGCAUUGAAAACAGCAAUUUGCGAUCAAUCUGCGAUUUAAUUAUUUUUCAUAAUACGGUAGAAAAUGGAUCGAGAAAAUUCAUAUGAAUAUGCGGCAAACGUUAAGGACAAGGUCAAGAGACUUGAAGCCAAGGUCAACAAAAGCCCUGGACAAAAUUCAGUCAGCAAUAUGGGUGUUCGGCCUCCACCAACAAAAAAUCAGACUAAUAAAGCAGAACUGAAUAACUCUUCAGAAACAUUGAACUUUGUGGGAAGUUCAGCCGCUGCCGUGAUGGAUGUAGAAAUCACCCAGUUGAAUUCGCCACAUUUUCCAACGGCUGCACCCAAAGUUUCAGUUAACGGAUCGAAUUUCGAGUCGGACAGCGACACGGACAUCGAUCCUCCAAUCAGUGUCAAAAACCUUCUGAGAAGAUUUUCCGCGGGGAUGACCCACACCUUUAGAAAAAAGAGUCCAGACCGUGAAAAUGGAGAAAGUUCAAAUAAAGCUGGUGUCGCAACAAAUUCCUUACUUGUGCCUCGUGGGGUGGUUGACUUAGAUGAUUCGACUGAAAAAAAUACUGCGCCAGAAGGAAUUGGAAUACCUCGAAGCAAAUCUGUUUCACAUAAACAGAAACCUACAGCCGUCUUGGCGAAGAAAUCAGCUCAAAAUAUAGCAAACGUUCCUAACAAGGAUGCAGAAAUACUCACGGCCAAAACAACAAUACAGAGAAGAGGAAGUGGCACAACCACUCAUAAAGUGCCAAUAAGCAAGAAAACUCCUUCGUCAACAUCAUUCGAAGGAACACAGAGUUCAUUUGCUUUAAGCAAAUUACUGCAUUUUCAGAGAAGCUCUAAAAAACAGAAUGAAAGUGAACAACAAGAAGAUGACCCAGAAUCAAAAGUGCCACAACAUCAGAACAAAAUAAUUCAGAAUGGCGUUACUGGUUCCAUGGCUGUAAAUGGACGUGAACUCCAGGAUGUAAUUUCAACAAAUGAACAGUUAAAACCAUUUCCACCGAGCAAUACUGAUGCUCCUGUCGUUACUCCUUUUGAGAAUGAAACCAGUGAAAAAUCCUUCAUAAAGAACGAGAAAGAAGUUAACAAUAAUUCAAAUUCCCAAGUAGUCCCAAAACCAAAGCCACGGGUGGACAAGCAGCCAGUUGAAGAUAAAGUCCAGCAUGAAAAAGGGGUUCAGGAUUCGCUUACAAUGCAAACUGAAAUAAUUUUAGUGGUGGGACCAAGUCGAGCUGGGAAAUCUUCCAUCAUAAACCAUAUACUACACCAAGAUUUGUCAACCAUCUACAAAUCCCGACCAUCUGAACGUGAGAUUGUGCAAUGCGUUGCUAAUAGUAAGUCCAAAACAGGGUCACAUCUUCAGGAAGAAUUGUCCUCCUCUCUUGUCCUCAUCGACACUCCUGGCUUCACUAGUGACAAAAUGGGUGCUGCAAUGUGGUCUACUUUGCUUCAACAUCUUGACAAUUCCUCCACACCUCUAGAUCCAAAGCCUCCAAGCUUGAUUCUUGUCGUGGUUAGUGAAGCUGAAACAACAUCUUUUGUCGAAUCUGAUGAGUUUCAAAAUUUUUGCAAAGCACUGUCGCACUACUGCACAAAUUCGUUUAUGGGGUUUUCAAAAAUUGUGUUUGUCGUGACAUAUUCUGCCCCGUUGGAUAUUGCAGCUAGUCGACUGGCGAUAGAAAGACUUUCCAUUCUGGCUCGUCCAUAUUUUCCAGUCCGAGUUUGCUUUCAUAGAAUUAUGCACACAAAGGAGAAAGACUUGUCAUCUAACAUAUUGACAUCAACUCGUCCCGAUCUUCUCGCAGGCCUUAGAUCAUUCUGUACCAAUGAUAACAAAGGAGAUAAUACUGUCCCCACAACAGGAAUGACCAAACACCACGAGACUCACCCUGUUCUAAAACAUGUCUUUGCUACAGACUACCCUAAAACUAUCACUGAAUGCUUCGUUUCAAAACGAGUUUCGCUUAAAUCCAUUGAGCACCCAGACACCCUCAAAACCUAUAAAAUUCUGCAAAAUCUGUAUCAAAAUGUAAUUAUUGAACCAACGGAAAUAUCAACUCUGCUUGAGAUUGGCUGGGAGAACGUGAACAACAGCUUGAGAAAAAAAUAUCCAUCCGCUCUCCUAGUUAUCCAGCAAGUUAUGCAAAGAUGUAAAAUUCGUACAUUUUCAGACCUUCCUGAAGACCCCAUGAAUAUAUUCCAACUGUUAAAAAAUAUUCCGCAACACAAUCCAGCCAUUGCAGAUUUAUUGAUAGAAACGCUCCAGUUGAAAGUACCAUCCUGUUACGCUGCUCUAUAUAUUGGGCAAGGAUAUGAUGUUAGCAAGGACGCUGUCACCCAUGUAUCUCCUUUCCAAUUGUCUGGGGCACUGAAAACAUCCCCUGUGGGGCUCAUCCCCAAUGAAAUUGGCUGCAAACUCACAGAGGACAGAGAAAUAAUAUUCAAGUUUUUCUGCACUCUGGAAGAAUAUGCUCUGGAUAGAUUCAAAGAUUUGGCGAUAAAACACGUCACAUUUCCGAAAAGUGGACCUCCGGUGACGCUGACUGCCAAUCAGAAGAUUGGUUACAACAUUGUCAAACCAAAUCAGGAGCCGACCAAAACGACAACUGCCACGUCGAACGUAGAAUAUCGAGCAUUUCAGCUUUCUUUGUCACGAGGAGAGGAGAUUGAGUUCAAGCAACAAUUCUGGGAUACGAUUUCCUCUCUGCCAGAAUUAAACAUAAAAGAUCCAGAGACGGUUGACUGUUGGAGUGAAUUCUUCAAGUACUGGGGAACGCAUAUUGUAAAAGCAGCCCACGCAGGAGGAUCCAUCCAAGUGACCUUUCGGGGGAAAAUACUCUCAAAGAUUUUCAAGUCAAUCUACCAAAAAUCCGAAAUUCUUACUGAUGAACUUGAAACGAGUCGUGUUUUCCAGUGGCUCACGGGAGAUGGAUUGGAUUUUGCACGCCCACAAAAUGCCAAAAUUGAGUUUAUGCAAGGUUGUGAUGUGGACACCAGCUUUCACGGUGGUGACAUGAGAUUUCAGCAAACUGACCUGACAAAACUUGAUCAUGACAAAGUAUCCUCAACUCGAGAAGAAUGGAUUCAAAGUUUACCUGGAAAUCCUCUAAUUUUAGAAACUAAUUUGGUAUUAGUUCCAAUUAGUUAUUUUGUACGACAGAAAUCAGAAGGCAUCGCGACUAAAAUGGAUGUUGCAUUCCUUCAUUUUUACUCAAAUUUUAUAGGCUCACAGGCAAAACAAAGCAACUGUUCUAUUUUGUAAAAUAUGUAUUGAUUCAAUCAGCACUUAUUCAAUAUUCAAUAUUAAUUUUUUUUAUAGCAUCAAUAAAGGUUGUUAUUAGAGCGAAAUGCUAUCGGAUCGUCUCGAAUAAAUA